Molecule: messenger RNA, 3819 nt
Organism: Caretta caretta (loggerhead turtle)
Lineage: Eukaryota; Metazoa; Chordata; Testudines; Cheloniidae
Gene: RBM47
Product: RNA binding motif protein 47
Molecular function (GO): RNA binding
Source: RefSeq, a predicted model, not a curated record
CUUGCUACUGUGAGCAGCGAGAACAAGAGAGGGGGAAGAAAAAAAGAACAGAGAGAUGAGACACUUAACAUUUUCCUCUCACAGUCACAGUGUGUGCUCCUGAGUCCUGAGAUAUCGCAGGCUUUACCAAGCCAGUAGGCAGAAACUGGGCUCUGGUAGGGCAAUAUCUUAGCUUAACUUUCAUGCUUUAUGUCUAGUCAGGAAUUUAGUCUAAAAAAGUGCUUUCUGAUUAGCACUCCUGUUUAGUACUUUGGAAUGUGCAGCUUAGGUUAGUGAGAAUCAAGGGUUUUAGCUUAGCUGGUAUUACUAAUUACAAGUUUCUCUGUAUGCAUUUCAGUGUUCAGAAGGUCUAAACAGGCAGGGAGUGAAAGGAGGGGGUUAAACAGCAUUGGAGGGAGUUGCUCAACACUCCUCAUUUAGCAGAACAUUAGAAAAAGUAAGAAGAUGCAUUGCUGCCCAGAAACUCUUUCUUCUCUGUGAAUGGUGCUUAAGUGUAGAGACUGUCUUCAGAAACACAAUACAGAGAUGGCUGCAUUUCAAGAGUGGGUGAAGUAAUGCAUGUAUGCUGCAGUUUAUCAAGUGUGUUGAGAUCCUUCUAGAUGAAAGACACUGUGUAAACGUUUCAUCACACUUUGAAUGAUUUUGACAUAAUGACAGCUGAGGAUUCCACUGCUAGGAUGAGUAACGACUCCUCCAACAUGUCUACAACCAAAGUUCCUGAAGGUGUAGCUGGUGCACCUAAUGAGGCUGCCCUGUUGGCACUCAUGGAGCGUACUGGAUAUACCAUGAUUCAAGAGAACGGGCAGCGCAAGUACGGUGGGCCUCCACCUGGCUGGGAGGGGUUGCACCCUCCUCGUGGCUGUGAAGUCUUUGUUGGUAAAAUUCCUCGCGAUGUGUACGAAGACGAGCUAGUGCCUGUGUUUGAGUCCGUAGGACGUAUCUAUGAAAUGCGCCUGAUGAUGGACUUUGAUGGGAAAAACCGCGGCUACGCUUUUGUUAUGUACACACACAAGCAUGAAGCCAAACGUGCUGUCAGAGAACUGAACAACUACGAAAUCCGUCCUGGUAGGCUUCUAGGUGUUUGCUGCAGUGUGGAUAACUGUAGACUGUUCAUUGGAGGUAUACCCAAGAUGAAGAAGAGAGAGGAAAUACUAGAAGAGAUCUCCAAGGUGACAGAGGGCGUGCUAGACGUCAUUGUGUAUGCAAGUGCAGCAGACAAGAUGAAAAAUAGAGGCUUCGCCUUUGUGGAGUAUGAAAGCCAUCGAGCGGCCGCCAUGGCCAGGAGAAAGCUGAUGCCUGGGAGAAUCCAACUGUGGGGCCACCAAAUUGCUGUUGAUUGGGCAGAACCAGAGAUAGAUGUUGAUGAAGAUGUAAUGGAGACUGUUAAAAUCCUGUAUGUGAGGAAUUUAAUGAUUGAAACCACGGAGGAUACAAUUAAAAAGAUCUUUGGCCAGUUUAACCCUGGCUGUGUAGAACGGGUUAAAAAAAUACGCGAUUAUGCCUUUGUGCACUUUACAAGCAGGGAAGAUGCAGUUCAUGCCAUGAACAACCUCAAUGGCACUGAACUUGAAGGCUCAUGCCUGGAAGUUACCUUGGCCAAACCAGUAGACAAAGAGCAGUACACUCGUUAUCAGAAAGCAGCUAAAGGAGGAGCAGCAGCAGCAGCAGCAACAGAAGUAACUCAGCAACCCAAUUAUGUUUACUCUUGUGAUCCGUAUACACUAGCAUAUUAUGGAUAUCCAUACAAUGCUCUGAUCGGUCCCAACCGAGAUUACUUUGUGAAAGCAGGCAGCAUAAGAGGCAGAGGGCGAGGUGCAGCUGGCAACAGAGCCCCUGGCCCCAGAGGCUCUUAUCUGGGGGGAUAUUCUGCAGGCCGUGGCAUAUAUAGCAGAUACCACGAAGGGAAAGGAAAACAGCAAGAAAAAGGAUAUGAGCUUGUACCCAAUUUGGAGUUGUCUGCUGUCAAUCCAGUUGCCAUUAAACCUGGUGCAGUGGCAAUCCCUGCUAUUGGGGCCCAGUACUCCAUGUUUCAGGCAGCUCCAGCAGCCAAGAUGAUGGAAGAUGGCAAAAUCCACACAGUGGAACAUAUGAUCAAUCCCAUUGCUGUCCAGCAGGAUCCAGCCAGCGCGGCGGCGGCAGCAGCAGCAGCAGCGGCGGCAGCAGGAGCUGUUAUACCUGCAGUUUCAACCCCUCCACCUUUCCAGGGUCGCCCCAUAACUCCAGUGUACACCAUGGCUCCAAAUAUUCAGAGAAUUCCUGCUGCAGGGAUUUAUGGUGCAAGUUAUGUCCCGUUUGCAGCUCCUGCUGCAACAACAGCAACUAUAGCCACACUACAGAAGAACGCCGCAGCAGCAGCUGCAGCUGCAGCAGCGUAUGGAGGAUAUGCCGGCUAUAUACCUCAGGCAUUUCCGACUGCAACAAUCCAGGUUCCAAUACAUGAUGUCUACCAGACAUACUGAGACUAUCAAACGAGGGGGGGCGGGGGGGAGGGGAGAGGGACAAACACUGAAGGAACACUUUACUAUUUAUGAAGAAAGAACCGACUGCAAAAGAAUAUGUUUGGACUCAGUAAACUGAAAAAAAAAAAACAAAAAAACUGAAAGUGAAGAAUGUUAUCAAAUAUUGUGUUUGAAAUAUUUUAUAUAUGUGACAUUGUCACUAAUUUUUUAGGAUAUUUUUAAAAUUUAAUAUACCCGUAUUCAUACAUUUCUAAGUGACCUAUAUGCAUUAAGCCCAUUGCCCAUACAAAUUUAUACACAGUAGUGGGAUUGCAAAGGGGGUUUUUUGGGUGGGUUUUUUUUAAGCAAUUAUAUUUUCAAUAUAUUUGUGGUAUGAAGGUUAUUUUUUAGUAACUUCUGCACUCCAGAGAAUUCUAUUUUGUAGUGCCUUUAAUAAUAUAUCAACUAUAUAUAUAUAUUAAAAAAGCACAUCUGAGCAGCUAGGAAAUGUAUAAACAAUAUAUUUUGAAGAAUAUUUUCAAUAUUUAAAGAAUACAUACAUUAGAUUUUUGUUUGUUUUUGUUUAAAACAACAAGUAUCUUAUUUAAAAAGUUAUACUGGAAAGUGCAAUUUGAAAAUGAGCGAGACCUCUGCAUUUUGUGCUGGCAUUAGCACAGUUUGUUUAUCACUAUCAAAACUCACAAGCAACAAACAUCUAUUUAAAAAAACAAACUCAUAAAACAAACCUCUUUAAAGCAUGAUUAAGUGAAUUGUUUUAGCUAAAGAAGAGGCUGCUGUGUUUUCCAUAACAUCUGGCUUUUAUAUUUAUUGAAGUCACUUCUAGGUCCGUCCCUGAGCACAUGCUCAGGGUAUCUAAUAUUUCAUGAGAGGUAUCUUGACUUAGAUCUUCUUCCAGUAUAAAACCUAGUUUCUUUUUAAAUGCUCUUUAUUUUAUUCUUUUGACGUGUAAGUUGUAGUGACAGAGAAUGUAUGAUAUUUUAGACAGGGCCAAAUGUGCUUUUGUCAGCAGGAAGUACUGCAUUAUUUACCUGUAGCUUCAUCAUGUUUCAUGCAAAAUUUCUAAGGUACUAGGGGUGUUAGUGAUAUUGUACUUAAUAAAAUGGGGCUAGCCUCCUUCCCAUUCUCCCUUUCAGACCUAAUUCCCAUUAGCAUUAAUUGGAGUUAUGCAUUCACAUCAGGGAAGACAGAGACUAAAGCCCUAUGAAUUUAAGAAAUAGAGUUUGUAAAUAUCUUCUAAUAUACAUUUUUAAAGUCAUUUUAUGUUGCUAAUUUACAUGGUAUGUGGUUUGCCACAAAACAAAACAAAAAACAUUUUAUUUCAAUGUUAUUAAAAAGUUUGUUUUAUUAAGAAGUAAAUAUA